AUGGCUGAUCUCAAGCAGUGUCUUCUUGCCGUGUUAUUUGUGCUUCAAGUUCUGUUUAUGGCAUUUCAAGUCCGAGAAUCCGUCCUUCAUACACGUGCUUCUUUGCCUGCGAUUGUACUCAACAUCAUAGCAACUUUUGCGGCCUCAUACGCCUCCUUCAUAGAAGACCAGCGAUCUGUAAAACCAUCCGAUCUCCUCAUCCUCUAUUUCUCAGCGUCAAGCAUUUUUGGUGUCUGCCGAUAUCUCUCGCUAGCUAGCUUCCUUUUCACGGUCGCAAUUUUAGCUCUUGAGUCGCUCCCAAAGACCAAGAUUCUGCACUCUCACUAUUAUGGUACUACAGACGAAGAGAAAAUCGGGUUUUGGAGCCGAAGUUUCUUUAUCUGGGUACUGCCAUUUCUACAGACAGGGUAUCGGGAAGCUCUCGAGGUCGAGGAUGUUCCAGAAGUUGACACGAAUCUUCAAGGGCAAUGCUCUGGUGACAAGCUUCGAAAGUCUUGGGAUUCAGCAAGCGUCAAAAGUCAUCAUCGCCUAAUCAAAGUUGUGUUUCGUGCGUACGGAUGGGCUUGUGUCUCCGCGAUCCCCCCACGCCUGGCCUACAGUUGCUUUAACUUUGCACAGCCUUUUCUAAUCACAGCAACCGUGAAUUAUAUUGGAGGAUCAUCGUCGUCACAACCUAAGGUUUACGGAACUGGACUCAUUGGCGCGUACAUUUUGGUAUAUCUGGGAUUGGCGGUUUCCCAAGCUGUAUACUGGCGUCAGACUUACCGUCUACUCACCAUGAUGCGGUCUGGUCUUAUAUCUAUGAUCUAUGACCAGACUAUCGACAUGGCUGCGGCUGAUUUGACUGACUCUGCAGCUAUCACAUUAAUGGGCACUGAUGUCGAACGAAUAGUGGCCAAUCUGAAGAACCUACAUGAGGCAUGGGCAUCUGUCAUAGAAUUGGGGAUUGCGAUUUGGUUGUUGGAGCGCGAGAUCGGGGUGGCCUGUUUUAUACCCCUCGUCAUCUCAUUGGGUUCCGUUUUAGCAAUGGUCCCAGUGUCAAGCCGAUCUGGGAAAGCUCAAAAACAAUGGAUUGAGCGAGUACAAAAGCGACUCGCAGUGACAGCAAACACGUUAGGCAACAUGAAGGCUGUACAAAUGCUUGGGUUGAGCGAUGUUAUUUUUCCUCUGGUGUCAUAUUUGCGUGAGAUUGAAGUAAAAACUUCAUUGAUUUCCCGAAAGUUGCUGAUAUGGCAGGUUGCGCUGUCCAACUUGCCUGUUGUACUAGCUCCCUUUGCUACGUUUACAACUUACGCGAUAAUAUCUGUUGUGCGACACGAUGGGUCAAUACUCUCUGCCCAGGCAUUCGCAUCCCUCGCUUUGAUUUCUCUCCUCACACAACCCCUACUCACAUUCUGCCAAGCUAUGCCCGCACUCUGGCAGGCCGUCGCUUGCUUUGACCGGAUUGAAGCAUAUUUUGCGAAGGGCACCCCCUCAUCUGCAAAACACGAAGAGGAGAUCCAGCCAUUGUCGACAUCCGAAAAGUUCUAUCCGUUCUUGAUCUCAUUCCAGAAUGCAAACAUAGCAUGGGCCCCGGAAAAAGAGCCUGUGCUUCGCGAUCUGAGUGUUCAUAUUCACCAGGGGAUUACCAUGAUAGUCGGUCCCGUUGGAUGCGGGAAGUCGACUCUAAUUGAGAGCAUCCUCCACCAGCACAUGGUCACAAAUGGUUCUAGAACAGCCUCAUUCUCAAGAGCAGCCUAUUGUCCACAGACCCCAUGGAUUACGAACGACACCAUCCGGAACAAUAUCAUCGGAUUCCUGGAAUUUGAUCAAACAUGGUAUGAUUUCACAUGCGCAGCGUGUGGCCUGCAAGGGGACCUCGACGCUCUUUCAGAAGGUGACAUGCAUAUGGCUGGUAGCGGUGGCAUUUCACUCAGUGGAGGCCAAAAGCAACGAGUUGCGCUUGCCCGAGCAGUCUACUCUAGGCUUGAAAUUGUCAUUCUGGAUAAUGUGUUCAGCGGGCUUGACUCGACGAGUAUUGCUCUUAUCACGGAUCGGCUUUUCGGCAAAGACGGCCACUUUAAAAAACGAGGGAUAUCGGUUAUUCUCGCUAUGAGUACCUAUCAGUUGCUCCCCCAUGCGGACCAAAUCCUGAUGAUGAAUGAGGGAAAGAUUACAGCAUCGGGGUCAUAUAAUGAAAUGCUAUCCAAUGAACCAAAGAUUGUUUUAGAGGUUCAUAAGCCAACGUCGGGUCUUCCUCUUGCAACAGUAGAGAUAUCAAAUUCUGGUCUCACUGUUGUCGAAAAAAAGGACCAGACGAGCACUGAUGUGCAAUCAGCCGAUGAUAAAGAGACUGUCAAUGUUAAACAUCAAGGAAAUUGGCCCGUGUACAAAUACUACUCUCGGAGCGCAGGAUACGGUCUUCUGGUCUCGUUUUUGGCAUGCACUAUUCUUGAAGCUUUCUGUACCAGCUUUCAAACAUUAUGGAUUCAAUGGUGGGUUGAGGCAAAUGAAGUGAAACCUAACAAGCAGCUGGGCAUGUAUCUCGGUAUCUACGGCUUGAUAUUUGGAUUGUCAUGUUUGAGUGUUUUCGCUGGCUGCUUCAGCCAAGAUUUGGAACUUAUUGAUAUGAUGCUACCAAUAUAUGCCGUCAAUUGCGUGACUAGCUUUGUCAAUGUUUUCAUCAACAUUAUUAUUAUUUGUGCGAUGGGCAGAUACCUGGCAGUCUCAAUCCCAUUUUUGGGCGUGGUUCUAUUCUUCAUUCAGGCAUAUUACCUCCGCACAUCCCGACAGGUCCGAUUGCUAGACAUCGAGGCCAAGGCGCCUCUCUACACACACUUUCUCGAAACAAUCCAUGGCAUAUCAAUCAUUAAAGCCUUUGACUGGGGGCCCCAGUUGCGAGAGAAAAGCCACUCCCUACUAAACCGAUCGCAGCGACCGGUCUACAUGCUUUAUAGUAUCCAACAAUGGCUGAUUUUGGUUCUGGAUUUGUUCGUAGGGGCCAUCGCAGUCAUUUUGAUUGCGAUGAUCACAUCCCUGAGGGAUCAAUUCAGUGGAGCAUCCAUUGGGGUUGCACUCAACAUUCUGCUGACACUAAAUCAAACAUUGGCAAAUGCUCUCAAGAUGUGGACCAUGACUGAGAUUUCUGUCGGGGCUGUAUCGCGCGUGCAACGCUUUAUAGAAGAUACUCCCUCGGAAGAACGCCGCGGGGUAUCUCCAAUUGCUUCUCAAUUACCGGAUGACUGGCCUUGCAGUGGUGCGGUGGAGUUCACUGACGUGACUGCUGGAUAUGAACACUCGACCGCUCCGAUCCUCAAGAGUCUUACGAUGAGCAUCAAGCCUGGAGAGAAAAUCGCCGUCUGCGGACCAUCCGGGAGUGGAAAGACAUCACUUAUAAUGGCCUUACUGCAGAUGCUUGACCUCCAGUCUGGACGAAUCAGCGUAGACGGCGAGGACCUCGCUGAGAUCCCGAGAAGCACAAUCCGAUCGCGCAUCAACGUUGUCCCCCAAGACCCAUUCUUUAUGCCAGGCACCUUGCGGUUUAACCUUGAUCCUCGACAGUCUGUGAUCGAUGCAGAACUGAUUCAUGCCGUGGAGAAGGUGGGCCUUUGGGACCAAGUUUGUGCCAAAGGAGGGUUGGAUAUGGAAUUCUCUGCCGCGGACUGGUCGGUCGGACAGAGGCAAUUGCUUGCCUUGUCUCGAGCCAUUGUGAGAAAAAGUGCUGUGGUAAUAUUGGAUGAGGCUACAAGCAGCGUCGAUUCGGAAACGGAGGCGAUCAUGCAGGAUGUUAUUGCGAAGGAUUUUUCUCAGCAAACCAUUAUUGCGGUAGUGCAUCGACUUCGUUAUAUUCAUUGGUUUGACCGGGUGAUGUUGCUUAAGCAUGGGGAGCUUGUGGAGUGCGAUAGAGCUGAAGCGUUACUGCAGAGGGACUCAGACUUGCGUAAGCUGUAUUUGGCCCUCCAAGAGCCAUCUAUUAGUGGAUAA
Molecule: messenger RNA, 3963 nt
Organism: Penicillium expansum
Lineage: Eukaryota; Fungi; Ascomycota; Eurotiomycetes; Eurotiales; Aspergillaceae
Product: ABC transporter, integral membrane type 1
Exons: 12
Coding region: 1-3963 (1320 amino acids)
Biological process (GO): transmembrane transport
Cellular component (GO): membrane
Molecular function (GO): ABC-type transporter activity; ATP hydrolysis activity; ATP binding
Source: RefSeq, a predicted model, not a curated record